Messenger RNA from Athalia rosae (coleseed sawfly), 1606 nucleotides. RefSeq names its product protein SEC13 homolog (gene Sec13). Gene Ontology annotation, cellular component: COPII vesicle coat; nuclear pore outer ring. The coding region runs from base 583 to 1521 and encodes 312 amino acids. Gene Ontology annotation, biological process: COPII-coated vesicle budding; positive regulation of TOR signaling; protein import into nucleus. Gene Ontology annotation, molecular function: structural molecule activity; protein binding. The record is from RefSeq and is a predicted model, not a curated record. NCBI's taxonomy places the organism in Eukaryota, Metazoa, Arthropoda, Insecta, Hymenoptera, Athaliidae. The transcript is spliced from 3 exons.
UCAGAACGUGUAGACAAUCCUAUCAUCGCGUUGUAAUGGGUGAGGCAAAAUUUUAUUGUGACGUGAUUGAUUCUUGUCGAGAAUAAUUCGGAAAUAUUCCGUGGGAUGACGCGGCGCCACAUGUUGAAUUUGUUUACUUUUUUUCAAAAUAGUGACGUUGAUAAGGGUCUAUCGAGGGUUGUAUAGGCCCCGCCCAGGGGCGGUAUCAAUGACAAAUAACGAAAAAAGAUCGGAAAAAAUGGAGAAUUAUUUGAAAAACUUGUGAAGACCCUUGGAAUGAUAGUCGGUUUAUUUAAUCUUGAGUGGUAUAUGACAUCAAAUGUGUGUGUAAUAAAUUCUACUAUGCUAUUCAUACACAAUCCAAACUGACUUCGUUAAUCAUUGAAAACGCGAUGUUUGCCGCCCUUCCCUCUUCGUUCCUCCGCGCUGUCCACGUGUCAGUUUUGUUUCUCGGGUAAUCGAGUAUACGGACUCCCUUGCUACGUCUGGGAACAGUUUUCAUGCAGUUGAAAGGGGCUUUUCUUGCAGUUAUUUACUGACUGCAGUUAAAACAAAAUAUAAGUAAACCCUUAUUUUUUCGGAAUGGUGUCGGUUUUAAAUACCGUGGACACGGGCCACGAAGACAUGAUACAUGACGCUGAAAUGGACUAUUACGGAUUAAGGUUAGCUACCUGCUCGAGUGACAAUUCAGUGAAGAUUUUCGAUCUCAAGAACGGGACGCAAACUCUCGCUGCUGACCUCAAAGGACACGUUGGCCCGGUCUGGCAAGUCACCUGGGCCCACCCCAAAUUUGGGAAUAUAAUUGCCUCCUGCAGCUAUGAUAGAAAAGUCAUAAUAUGGAAAGAGCUUGGAGAAUGGACAAAGAUCUACGAGCAUGCGAGUCAUGAUUCGUCAGUUAAUUCUGUAGCAUGGGCACCCCACGAAUUUGGCUUGAUACUAGCCUGUGGUAGUUCCGACGGUUGUAUUUCAAUUUUAUCAAACAACGGAGAUAGUUGGGAUGCCCAGAAAAUUCCAAGCGCUCAUACUAUUGGUUGCAAUGCCGUCAGUUGGUGCCCUGCUAUCGAACCAAGCUAUGAUUCUACUGCAAUGAAUCCACGUGGUGGACCGAUCAAGAGACUUGCAACAGGGGGAUGCGACAAUUUGGUGAAAAUAUGGAGAGAGGAAAACGACAGAUGGAUAGAAGAAAAUAAGCUAGAAGCACACAGUGAUUGGGUCAGAGAUGUUGCCUGGGCACCAGCGGUUGGACCCCCAAGAGCGGCAUUAGCUUCAUGUUCACAAGAUCGUCGUGUAGUAGUUUGGACAUCAACAGACUGCACGAGUUGGACUUCUACGGUGUUGAAUGUUUUUGAUGACGUUGUAUGGAAUUUGAGUUGGUCUUUAACAGGAGGGAUCCUGGCGGUCAGCGGGGGGGAUAAUAAGGUGUCUCUGUGGCGAGAAAACUCAGAGGGUCAAUGGGCCUGUAUUUCAGAACUGAACAAGGGACAAGGGAGCCUCAAUAAUCCGGAACAACGAGUGCUAUAAAUUAAAUAGCUAACGAAGAGAUAGAAUCAUAUCGGAUUCUGCAAUCUAUACCAACAAAUAUACCAUGUAUUAUGUGCAAAGAGAA